AUGUGGAACUGUAGCGAUUUGGCGAAGCCACGGCAUUCAUUGGGCAUGCUGCCAUCUGCAGUCUGGAAAAUCAAAUUUUCAAAUGGUGGCAACGAUUUUGCGUCGAUUCCGGUACCGCACGGGCAGCCAACGGAGAACAGUGCACUGAGCGUCUGGAAAACGAGUAGCCUUCAGAUCAUCCAAGUUGUUAAAUGUGAGAAUGAUGUUUUGUUGGAUUUGUGUUGGCAAAAUGUACGGGUGCAGGGUCAAACAUGCAGCUGCUUAUAUUCAGCAUCGAGACAAGGCAGGCUGCGAAAGCAUGUCUUCCCGCCAGCUGAUGACGAUCUGGUAAUUUUUGUUGUUGAUGUAUAUUUGCUGGAUUAUGGCAUAAGCAGACGUGAGAAUCGUACUUAA
Molecule: messenger RNA, 393 nt
Organism: Gongylonema pulchrum
Lineage: Eukaryota; Metazoa; Nematoda; Chromadorea; Rhabditida; Gongylonematidae
Source: the annotation of a GenBank genome assembly